UUCAUCAUUUUAUAUCAAGACUUGAAACCUGCAUGUUUUUCUAACAUUAUGAAUGAGUCAAUAUUCUUUUUUUUAGUCAUAAGGACGCCUAACUUAAUUUAUUUAGCGUCCUCUAUCGCACCACAAUCGAUUUAAUGUAGCGAUCAGAAAUAUCCGGAAAGACAGAACACAACGACUGAAUUAGUCAGUACUGUUUAAAACAAAAUUUAAAGGAGACCAAAACUGUACACGGUAUUCCAAGUGAGAUUUGAUUAAGGAUUUGUUCCUGUUUUGACUUCUAGACAGUAUGUCUACAAUACAUCCUAAAAUUGCAUUAUAAUUAUUACUGCUAGUAAUAGAACACUGCUUCAAUUUCAAAUUGGCAAGAGUUUAAUUAUGGUUCUCUCACAGUAUCAGUAUUACUAAUGGAAGUAAAGUGUAAAAAUCCAAGCAAUAAUUCCCAAGGCAUUCAAAUUCAAUUAAAAACAAGGGUCCAGUGUGGCUGACUUUAGUAUCAAUAUUAAUAACAACCUUUUGCUUUCUCAAUUCCAACCAAUGUGAUUUCCUUAGCAAAUCUUUUUGUGUGACACUAUGAAAAGCUUUUUGAAAAUUUUAUAUACAUAUAUCAUGUCAACACUAGUUCCAUUGUCCAGAAAACAAGUAAUAUCCUGAAAAAUGUAACGGAUUAGUAAUGAAAGACUUCCCUUUGGUGAAAUUAUGUUAUCUUACAUUUAUGAUCUCAUAUUUUACACUAAAUGAUCUUAUGAAGCUUCUUUUAUCAGACUAGAAUUUUUUCCACUUUAGAAGUAGAACUAACUGAUCUAUAAAUAUAAUCUACAGGACAAUUCUUAUCACCCAAUCUCAAAAUAGGAGUAAUAUUAGCAACUCUACAAUAUUUAGGCACCUGCCUACUGUUUAUUGGCCUACCAAAAAAUGAGAGAGAGAGGUUCACAUACCUGAUCUUUGACCUUUAAAACCUUGAUAAAAACCAUGUCUUUCUAGCAGAAACAGCCUUAGCCCAAAUGGUGCCCUUGGCAGAAUUAUCCUUUCUCGUCUUGUAUGUUUCUUACAUUUUUCAUCCUCUUUAUUCAAUUUUUUUUCUCUUCAUUGACAUGCCAGAUUCUCAAAAUUUUCACAUCACUUCAACUGUACUACUGAUAAAAUGACACGUAUAUAUAUAUAUGAAACAUAUGUAAAAAUAGGACAUAAAGAAUUGUUGAAAAACUAGUGGGCAUUACUGGACAUGCCUUAAGUUUAAGAUUGUAUUCAUGCAAUCAAUAAUUUUUGAGGGGCUUUUUGCACUACCAGGGAAGUUGCUUGGUUUGCCUAGCCCUGGAGCCAGCCUUGCAGCAUAGUAAUUUCUUUCUUUUUUAAUUUUCCAUAUUUUUACAUAUCACCAAAAUAUCAAUAUGUACAUGAUUCAGUACAACUCCAGUACCUUCCAUAGAAUGCUCAAAGUCAGGAAUAGUGUAAAUACAUCCUCACUGAUAAAAAAGAGAACAUUUAAAAGCUCAUUCAACAAAAGCUUUGCUAUGAGCAUCUUUUAAGGACCCAAUUCCCUUUUUAACACUUGUCUUAUCAUUAACAUCUGUAAAACAAAAAAAUUCUUGUUAGUUUUAACAUUAUCAGCCAGCUGUUUCUCAUAAGCCAUUUUGGGUUUUGUAACUUCAUUUUAACCAACUCCCUAGUUUUCCAAUAGUUAUAUAAACUUCCAUCUGGCAAUUGAAAGUUAAAGUCAACUGAAUUAGUUAGGAUGGAGGAAUGUUAAUGUGGAAGACUUACUACCUACACAUGUAGUGGCAGAUCAUCAUUUUUUACUGUGGACACAUUGGUUGUAGCUUAAAUAUUCAAAAUACAGUUUAUACAAAACUAAUCUUUAUAAGAAAUGUUGCGAGUGGGGGUUAUAGGAGCAGGAGCUGCUGGUCUUUCUGCAGCUCGUCACUUAGCGGCUCAGUCUGAUCACUUUAACUUUGUGGUGUAUGAACAGACUGGGGAGGUGGGAGGAACGUGGUAUUAUCGAGAUGAAGUAGGCACAGAUGAAUUUGGACUUCCUAUUCACUCUAGUGUGUACAAAAAUAUGAGAACAAAUAUACCCAAAAACAUCAUGGCGUUUCCAGAUUUUCCUUUUCCCAUUAAGGAAAAUUGCUGCUUUGUACACCAUAGUGAAGUUCUUUCAUACCUUAAAGAUUACACCAAAUAUUUUGAUGUGGCUAAGUUUAUUCAGUUUCACAGUUAUGUCCAGGAAGUCAGGCCAGUUACUAAAGACACUGGUCAAAUACUUUGGAAUAUUAGUACAAAGAAUUUAGUGACUAAGGUAAUAAAACAGGAAGUAUUUGAUGCUGUCAUCAUUUGUAAUGGCCGGUUUACUAAGCCCAAGUAUCCUGAUAUCCAGGGAAUAGAAUCCUUUCCAGGUUGGGUUCUACACAGUCAUGAUUACCGUGUUAAUGACCCCUUCAAAGGAAAACAAGUAGUUAUUCUUGGAGGUGGCCCAUCUGGUAUUGAUAUCUCCAGAGAAAUUGCAGAAGUUGCAGAACAGGUUCUUUUUAGCCAUAAUUUAGAUAAGAAGCAUCCUGAAAAAGUACCACAAAAUUUUACAGAGAUAUGUGGUAUUUCAGAGAUUAAUGGACCAGUGGUUAAGUUUAUGAAUGGUCAUCAAUUUGAAGCAGAUGUUAUUUUGCUCUGUACAGGGUAUAACUUUGACUAUAAUUUUUUGCAUCCAAAAUGUAAUGUGUCGGUUAAGAAUCAGAGAGUGGUUCCUCUUUACAAACACCUCAUUCACUGCGAGUUCCCAACAAUGGCCAUUUUUGGCGUGCAGAGCUUAACGUUACCUUUUCAACUCUUCCACCAGCAGGUUCUUCUUUUUCUUAAAGUCCUAAGAGGAUCAGUAAAAUUACCAAGUGAAAAAGAAAUGAAAGAAGAUGCUGAAGCUGAUUUUAAUUAUCGCAUCGAGAUGGGCUUACCUGCAAGAUAUGCACAUAAAAUGUCAAAUGGACUAUUAUGGAAAUAUGAUGAUGAUAUUUCUAGACUUGGUGAUUUUCAGCCAAUCCCUAAGAUUGUUAGAGAUCAGUUUGAUAAUAUAUCAUAUGCAUGUAGUUAAGUGGAAAUACGUGGAAUGGGCUUGAAUGCAUCCCUGUGUAAUUAAAUUACUGACGAUUUAAUAUACUUUUGGGUUUCAUAUAACUUCCAGUUCGAACAGAACUGAGGAAAAAAACAAAUACAAUUUUAUGUUUCACAAAUAAUUCAUUUAUUAACAACUAUUGUUUCACCAGUAAAGACAUCAUCAGGUACCUAAUCAUGCAUCAAUGGUACCUAAUCAGCCCAUUCAAGCCAUCUCCAAGCAUUAUUAGUCUCAAAGUGGGUUCCUUGUUAUCGAAUAAUGUGCCGAAAUUCUUGUGUAUUUUUAUUUUUGGCAAGUUCAAAAGCCAAACAUUGUUACCAUAAGUUUUGUGUGCCAAUAGUGUUCUUUUAUAUGCUAGAUAUUUUUUCUGCAUAAUAAAUAAAAAUCUGAUUGUUA
Limulus polyphemus (Atlantic horseshoe crab) is the source of this 3493-nucleotide messenger RNA. RefSeq names its product flavin-containing monooxygenase FMO GS-OX-like 2. Gene Ontology annotation, molecular function: N,N-dimethylaniline monooxygenase activity; NADP binding; flavin adenine dinucleotide binding. The record is from RefSeq and is a predicted model, not a curated record. The coding region runs from base 1865 to 3076 and encodes 403 amino acids. The transcript is spliced from 6 exons. NCBI's taxonomy places the organism in Eukaryota, Metazoa, Arthropoda, Merostomata, Xiphosura, Limulidae.